UAUUAAAUUUUGGAUUGUGGAAUUGAGAAGUUUGGGUAAGGUGUGGUGAAGAAGGUGAAGAAAGAGAGAGAAGAGAGAUGGAGAGCAUAAAGCACAGUAUGGUAGAAGUAAACGGCAUAAAGAUGCAUGUUGCGGAAAAAGGAGAAGGACCAGUGGUGUUGUUCUUGCAUGGCUUCCCUGAACUAUGGUACUCCUGGCGCCACCAAAUUCUGGCUCUCAGUUCUCUCGGUUAUCGUGCGGUGGCGCCUGAUCUCCGAGGCUACGGCGACACGGAGGCCCCUGUUCCGGAGAGCAGCUACACGUGUUUUCACCUCGUGGGUGACAUGGUUGCGCUCAUAGAUUCUCUGGGUGUGGAAAAAGUGUUCUUGGUGGGACACGAUUGGGGUGCCAUCAUCGGUUGGUACCUCUGCAUGUUCCGACCAGACAGAAUCAACGCCUAUGUUUCCCUCAGUGUCCCCUUCCGACCCUUCCUCGGAAGAAAUCCUCAACAGAAAACCGUAGAUGGUUUUCGUGCCUUGUAUGGAGAUGACUACUACAUAUGCAGAUUUCAGGAAACAGGAAAGACGGAAGCCGCCAUGGCUUGCGUUGACAUUACGUAUCUGUUAAACAACAUAUUUACUGCGCGAAAAACUGACAUAUCAGGUCCACCAGUUUUUCCAAAAGCGGGGCAUGAAACUGGGUUUAAUCCCCAUACUUCACCCACCUUGCCGUCUUGGCUCUCUCAACAAGAUCUUGAUUACUACGUUACUAAAUUUCAGAGGACUGGCUUCACUGGAGGCUUGAAAUACUACAGAAAUCUCAACUUAAACUGGGAGCUAACGGCAUCGUGGACUGGAAUGGGAAUCGAGAAUGUUCCGGUAAAGUUCAUUACAGGUGGCGAUGACUUGAUGUACACUUCACCGGGGACGAAGGAGUACGUUCACAACGGUGGUUUUAAGAAAGAUGUGCCAACUUUGGAUGAAGUGGUGGUGCUGGAAGGUGUUGCACACUUCAGCAACCAAGAAGCACCAAAGGAUGUGACCAAUCACAUCUAUCAUUUCCUUAAGAAGUUUGGACCCUGAAUCAUGGCCAUAUUUUAUAAAGUACUAUCCACAGACUAUUUUAUGGCAA
This is a messenger RNA of Vigna unguiculata (cowpea), 1110 nucleotides long. RefSeq names its product epoxide hydrolase 2-like. Lineage: Eukaryota; Viridiplantae; Streptophyta; Magnoliopsida; Fabales; Fabaceae. Gene Ontology annotation, molecular function: catalytic activity. The record is from RefSeq and is a predicted model, not a curated record.